Messenger RNA from Thamnophis elegans (Western terrestrial garter snake), 991 nucleotides. It is a transcript of the gene MTHFS, whose product is annotated as methenyltetrahydrofolate synthetase. The transcript has 3 exons. NCBI's taxonomy places the organism in Eukaryota, Metazoa, Chordata, Lepidosauria, Squamata, Natricidae. Gene Ontology annotation, molecular function: 5-formyltetrahydrofolate cyclo-ligase activity. The record is from RefSeq and is a predicted model, not a curated record. Gene Ontology annotation, cellular component: mitochondrion. The coding region runs from base 145 to 801 and encodes 218 amino acids. Gene Ontology annotation, biological process: tetrahydrofolate interconversion; folic acid-containing compound biosynthetic process.
CGAGCGGUCUCUUUUCCCCUCGCCUUCCCGACACUCAGGGACCUUUAGAAACGAACACCCCCUCCCCCCCGAGUCCGUUCAGAGCUUCCUCCGUGUUCGGGGCGCCUCCCCGAGGUCGGCCGAGGCGGCUGUUCUCGCUGUCUCAUGGAGCGCUCGGAGGAGGGAGGAGCCGCCGCCAACCCGGCCGACAUGGCAGCCCUGCACGCAGCCAAGCGCGCCCUGCGAGCGGAGCUGAAGCGCCGCCUGAAAGGGCUGAGCGAAGCCGAGAAGGUCCGCCAGUCGCACCUGCUGGCCGGCAAGGUGAUGGCCCAUCCUCGCUACCUCGCUUCCCAGUGCAUUGCAGUCUUCUUAAGCAUGCCAGAUGAGGUCCGGACCAACGAAAUCAUUAAAGACAUUUUUCAAAAAGGCAAAGAAUGCUUCAUUCCAUGGUACAAGCCCCAAAGCAGCCACAUGGACAUGGUCAAGCUAGCUUCCUAUGAAGAAAUUGCCUCCCUUCCUCUGACAUCCUGGAAUAUCCAUCAACCAGCUGAUGAUGACAUCCGGGAAGAUGCAUUGGCAAUGGCAGAUGGUCUGGAUCUCAUCCUGAUGCCUGGACUUGGUUUUGACAAAAUGGGGAACAGGCUGGGAAGAGGAAAAGGGUAUUAUGAUACCUACCUCCAACGAUGCCUGCUACAUCCGAAAGGAAAACCAUACACAAUUGCCUUAGCUUACAAAGAACAAAUUUGCCAUACGGUCCCUGUGUCUGAAACGGAUAUGAAAGUGGACGAAAUCCUCGUUGAAGACUCCAAACAAGAACUCUGAUGAUCUUGGCUUUCCGUGGAAUUUCAUGGACCGCUUCAUUCACACCUAUUCACGAUGGGGAGGUUCGGUGACGGACUUCUGUCAAUAUCUUUGUGAUCUCAACUUGGUCGCUGGGUUGACGAUGGUACUACUACCAGGUUCUUCUGCCCGUAAAGAUGCAAUAAAUCGUGUCUCUUAGAUUAUGCACGCA